Molecule: messenger RNA, 2864 nt
Organism: Suncus etruscus (white-toothed pygmy shrew)
Lineage: Eukaryota; Metazoa; Chordata; Mammalia; Eulipotyphla; Soricidae
Gene: RETREG3
Product: reticulophagy regulator family member 3
Exons: 9
Coding region: 35-1444 (469 amino acids)
Biological process (GO): reticulophagy
Source: RefSeq, a predicted model, not a curated record
GCGGGCCCCGGAUGUUGUGGCUGCACUGGGGGAGAUGGCCGAGGCCGAGGGGGUGGUGGCCGCGGCCCCAGCAGACCCAACUUCGGGGCUGGCUUUCCGGGGCCGCCGCGCACUGUCAGGCUCCUGGGAGCGGGAGCAGCGGGUGGAGGAGGCGCAGCGGGCCCUGGUGGAGCUGCUGGGGCCUUACGAGCCGCUGCUGAGCCGGGUGCAGGCAGCCCUAGUGUGGGAGCGACCUGCCAGGAGUGCCCUAUGGUGCCUGGGUGUGAACGCGGCUUUCUGGUUCUUUGCACUGACAUCCCUUCGUCUUGUGUUUUUACUUGCCUUCAGCUUGAUGAUUAUUGUGUGUAUAGAUCAAUGGAAGAACAAAAUCUGGCCUGAAAUAACAGUGCCAAGACCUGACAACGCAUUAGACAAUGAGAGCUGGGGUUUUGUGCAUCCUCGGUUGCUCAGCGUACCCGAGCUCUGCCACCACAUAGCUGAAGUCUGGGUCAGUGGGGCCAUCUUUAUAAGGAAUCUUCUGCUUUUCAAAAAGCAAAAUCCAGGCAAGUUCUGCUUGCUGAGCUGUGGGAUACUGACCUUUUUGACUGUCUUGGGCCGCUAUGUCCCUGGGCUCCUGCUGUCAUACUUAAUGCUUGUCAUUGUCAUGACGUGGCCCCUCACUCUGUACCACCGGCUGUGGGAUCGAGCAUAUGUCCGGCUGAAGCCAGUUCUCCAGCGGCUGGACUUCAGUGUGCGUGGCUAUAUGAUGGCCAGGCAGAGGGAGAGACAAUCACGCCGCAGAGCUCUGCACCCCGAAAGCGCUGUAGAUGACCACAGUGACAGUGAGGAGGAGCUUGCUGCCUUCUGUCCACAGUUGGAUGAUUCUACUGUUGCCAGGGAAUUGGCCAUCACUGACUCUGAGCAUUCAGAUGCGGAGGCCUCCUGUACGGACAACGGCACAUUCAAUCUGUCUAGGGGCCAGACGCCUCUCACAGAAGGCUCGGAAGACCUAGACGGUCACAGUGAUGGCGAGGAAUCCUUUGCCAGAGACCUUCCAGACUUCCCUUCCAUUAACGUGGAUCCCACGGGACUGGAUGAUGAGGAUGACACCAGCAUUGGGAUGCCCAGCCCCAUGUUCCAACCCCCUCUCAGGCCUGAAGAACUGCGGGUGCCCCCUGCCAGCCACGAUGAGGCUGCACUGCCACAGCUCCUGCUUUCCGCCCUGCCUGCAGGAUCCAACCUCACCAGCAAUCUCGCCAGCCUGGUCUCGCAGGGAAUGAUCCAGCUGGCCCUGUCAGGGGCCUCCCAGCCAGACCCACCUGGCCCCCCUCCCCGGAGAGCAACGAGAGGCUACCUCCGGUCCCCCAGUUCAGACCUGGACACUGAUGCAGAGGGGGACGAUUUUGAACUUCUGGACCAGUCGGAGCUGAAUCAGCUGGACCCUGCCAAUUCCAGGAGUCACUGAAGCAGAGACUUUUGUGGGGGGGUCAUUGGUUUGGGUUUGUUUUUCUCCCCAUCCCACAUAAAGAAGGGCAAGGGGAGAGUCCAGGCCCAUCCCCUGAAUUCCAUUUGUUUGCUGGUCAGCCUGGCUGCCCUCGAGGCCUGCAGAGAGAACACACUCUCGCCAGUUCCCACCGAGGUCCCCACUGCUGAAUGCUGAACUCAGUCCCUGAAGUGAGAAUGAGGCCCCAGGGGAGGCCACUUUCCCUCAGGAAGGUAACUGUAGGGUACAUAUUGGUCCCCUUGAGGGGUGCUGCUCUUUGCGUCUAGGUCUGGGUGCAUGGGGUCCUCCGUGCUAGAAAGCCCUUUCCUUUCUUCCUCCUGGGAUGGUGUCCCUAGAGCUCCAGGAGAGCAGCAGCUGAGAGUUCCAUGUCAUGUUCCUCAGCCCUGGUUUGAUUUUUCUCAUUCCCUAGGCACAUCUGGCCUUUGAGUCUACACAGCAGGUCUGUUCCCUCUGUCUCAGCCAUCCUCAUUUCUGGAGGCCUAACCCAGCUCUCCAGAAUGAUGCUGGUGAAUUUAAGAAAUGUGAGCACGAUGCAGAGUGGGCCUUGGGGUGAGCAGGCGAGUGGGCGCCUGAAUGUCCGGGCCUGCCUGGUUAUCUUUGGUGCUGCUAAACCCCUGGUUCCACUUGACUGUCAGCCUGAGCAAUGAGCAAAGCAAUACCACACCCAUCCCUGUGUUCCUGUUUUUCUCCCUGCUCCUCUGGGGAAGCAAUAAUCCCAUGGGGGAAUGUCAAAAGUAGCACUUUACAAAUAGCUCAGUGGCAUUCAUCCCAGGAGCCACCGGCUCUUCUUGCACCAGCUUUUCUUACUCCCUUUCAGCUUCCCUAAUGCUUUUAUUUUCAACUCCCCAACUUGGCAGGGGCUUCUUAACAGAUGAGCCCAGUUCAAGAAAAUGUCUAUAAUCAGCUGAGACCCCUCUAAAGAGUAACUAACUAUUUUACUGCCCUAGUAAAAUCAUGUGUGACAUAAGACCAAAAAUGAUAGUUCUAACCUAUGCCAGUCUAGUCUCCCUAGUCAGAGAUCAAGCCAAACUCUUCUUUCCUUUUUCCCUCUGCAUCAACCUUUUGCUGAUCCUCAGGGACCAUUCCCCCGACAUCCCAGACCUGGGUGAGGGAUGUUAGAGCCUGUUUUUAUGUGCUGCUGGGGGGAGUGCGAACAUGUCUGCUCUGGGCUGAUGGGCACAGUAAAGACAAGGGGAGGAAAACAGUUAACAGUGAGAAGGAAGGUGAGCUCGGUGCCUGUUUCAUAAUCAUUUACCUAUUGGUGAAAAAUAUAAUGCCAUCUCCCCAAUGGUGGGUUCUCCCAGACUUUGGGCACCUCGUUUCUCCUCAGAGCCCAGAUGUCCUACAGGUGAACUCUGAUGUGGAAGAUGGGAGGUGUGGG